Platichthys flesus (European flounder) is the source of this 3337-nucleotide messenger RNA. RefSeq names its product laminin subunit alpha-3-like. Bases 379 to 2949 code for a protein of 856 amino acids. The transcript is spliced from 21 exons. Lineage: Eukaryota; Metazoa; Chordata; Actinopteri; Pleuronectiformes; Pleuronectidae. The record is from RefSeq and is a predicted model, not a curated record.
AAAAAAUUGAAAAUCACCCUCCCUGUGUUGACGAAUAACCUCAGACAAGUUGAGGCUCUCAAAAGGAAAUCGCCUCCAAGUGGCAACAUUACAGAAAGCAUAUUGAAAAUCAAGGACGUGAUAAAGGAGACAAGAAACUUUGUUAACAGGCUCUCCAUUGCCACGACCUUUAAUGGAAAAGGCCACGUUGAGCUUCAUCCUCCGAGAAACCUUGAAGACAUAAAACCAUUUACAGCAGUUGACCUGCUUCUCAAUCAUCAUCAAACCAAUCCCUCCAAGCCCGAGCGCAGACGAAAGCAACGACAGGACAAACAAAGAGAUGUCAACCUCUUUGUUCUCUACUUAGGCAACAAGAACGCCUCUGGAGACUACAUUGGGAUGGCGAUCAGAAACAACAUGUUAAUUUGUGUCUAUAAGUUGGGUGGAGUCGUCCACGAGGUGGAAACCAAGCACAAAAUAACAUCAACCACCAAUAUGAACGCGUCAGAAUUUGACCAGAUUAUCUUCUACAGAGCUUACCAAGACGCUGAAGUCAACAUCAUAAAGAACUUUACAUCAGAGAAGCCCGUCAGCCUUGCUCCUUAUCAUAACCUUCCAAACACGAUGAGUGGUGUCCUCAACAUGGACCCAGACAGUGUGGCUUUCUACGUGGGUGGAUAUCCUGACGACUUUACGCCUCCACUGCAGCUGCGUUACUCCAGAUACAGAGGAGCCAUGAAACUCUCCUACAUCAACGAUCAUCCUGUCUCUCUGUUCAACUACAAACAUGCAGCCAACAUGGAGGCAAAGCAGCCUCAUAUUAAGAUUCCACAGUCGGAGGUGUCAGACUACUAUGACGGAACAGGUUACCGCAUGGCGUUCAUGAAGGAGCCGGGAAAGAAGAAGAGAAGGUUGUUCAGGUUUCACACAAACAGCAGAGAGACAGACGCCUUGUUAUUCUACAUUGGAAAUGAAGAGUCUUUCUUCUGUGUGUUUGCGGAGAGAGGCUUCCUGGUGCUUCAAGGACAACAAGCAGGUCAACAGCUCAGAGCUCAGAGCGCUGAAAAAGUGUCUCUCUUUGACCAACUCUUUACAAUCACUGCCGCAGAACGAUUUAUUGUGCACUACGGACGACAGCAGAUCUCCACGGAUCACAUUCGUACAAACUACAUGACUUAUUAUGUCGGGGGUCUACCAGCACAGCUCAGGCUGAGGCACAACAUCACAGCUCCACCACUGAGAGGAUGUGUGGAUCACCUGACAGCAGACGGUGACAUUGUCGAGUCCAACAGGACGAUGGGUGUCACCGAUGGAUGUCCAGUCUCACUACUGGGUGUCCGUGCAGCGACAAUGAACUCAGCUCUGUCCAUGGAUUCCCUGGCUGUGUGGGACGAGCAGCCUGUCAGGGUCUCUCUGGGCUUCAGGACCACACACAGACAUGCUGCUCUUCUCCGGAGCAGCUCUCAGGCCUCGUCCUCUGCCCAGGACCUUCAGCUGUCCCUGGAUGAUGGCUAUGUAAUAUUUACCAGCAAUAAUCACACACUGAUGUCUGAUGAAAGAUACAGUGAUGGAAUCUGGCACUACUUGUCCGCAGUGAGCAGACCCACAAGGUUGGAGCUCAGCAUCGAUAAUGUAAAUGUGACUCAGGGGCGACCACACCACGUCAGGCCAGUGGAUAAAAACUCACAAGGAAAGAAAUUCAAAGUCUGCAUUGCUAAUCUUUACACCAGGAGGCCUGAGCAGAGCUUUAUACCAGUGGAUCUAAGCUCAUUUUCACACAUGGGAGAUAGCGCCCUUGGCUGGUGCAGUCUCCAUAGAUCACCAAAUCCAGAGCAUUUACCAGCAACAGUUCUGAAGAAGCACGAGAUAUACAAACCUAUUCAGGCUCCUGCAGGCAGCCAGUGUUUCCACCAAGGUGCACAGCGUGGUGAACACCAGCUCUAUGAUGAUCACAGCUGGCUAAGUUACACUCUGCCACAACAGGACCUUAACCACAGGCCUCACUUCUCUCUUGAUAUGAAGACCAAAUCAUCCAAAGGUCUGAUCCUUCACGUGGCAGGGAGAGGAGUGGUGCCGCUGCUGGCUCUGUACAUGGCCAACGGCAAGAUCAAGAUGUCACUGGGUCAAAACAGAAUCAUCCAACACAAGCAGAAGAGCAACGACGGGAGCUGGCACAGAGUUGAGUUCAGUGUGGAGAAGAGCACCUUCCAUCUGCUGGUUGAUGGAGUCCGUGUGGUCGAUGGUCGCCUACCGAACAAUGAGGGAUCGUCUUUGGACCUGCACAACCCUGUGUACCUGGGAGGGGAUCUGAAAGGAAGAACCACAAAAGGACACAACAUUCCCAUGAACAGUGUUACUGGCUGUAUACAGGAUUUCAAAAUGAAUGAUGUUGCGGUUGGAGAACCCGGGGAGAGACAUAAAACAUUACCCUGCUUCGAUGGGCCAAUGGAAACGGGGACGUACUUUGGCGGUGGGCACAUUGUCUUAGAAAAUUACUUCAAUGUUGGCUUCCACUUUGUGUUGUCCUUCGAGAUGCGUCCUCAAUACCCGACAGGUCUUCUUUUCUACGCUCAAAGUGACGAGGCCAGCUUCAAUGUGUUCUUAAUGAACAACAAGGUGGGGGUCAGAGUGAAUGAUGAAAACGGAGCUGUCAGUGUCUCUGUGACUCCUACUGAAAGUUUCUGUGAUGGAGAGUUCCACAUGGUCACAGUGUCCAAACAGCGUGAAGUUGUCAAACUAGUGGUGGACUCCAUGUCUGAGGAGAAAGGCGUCGCCAUCACCUCCACCUCGUACUCAACAACACUGGAUUCACUUUCCAUUGGGGGGACGACAAAGUACAGCAGAGUCCCCGUGUCCUCACCAUUUGUGGGCUGCUUACGAAAUGUGAAGAUCAAUGGAAAGCCUGUUGUAUACGGAGAAAAAUCCAGGGUGUAUGAUCCUGUGAACAUCGAUCGGUGCCCUAAAGACUAAUGACAUGAUCAAAGUAUUUAUGGAUGUGACCUCCUGUCAUUACAGUCAUACAAGCUUUGCCGAAAACCAUUAAAUGGAAAAAAUCGGACAUUUUGAGAAUAAAGUUGUACUCUUGCGAGAAAAAAUGCUUUAACAUUAUGAGAAAAAAGUUGUGUGUCAUUUUAAAGGGGGGAAAGCAGGAGAUACACCUGUCACCUACAUCACAAUGAAGAAUAUGGAGCAUCUUGUUAGGUUGUCCUUAUUAUAGGUUUCACAAAUAACAAAAUAGUUUAAAUACCUUGUCUCCUCAGCACCCAGUAUCUUUGUGUUUCUUUUUAUCUUGUUGUGAUUGCUUUGCACAUCUCUUUGUUCAUCUUGUUUUCUCAUGUCCUUGUGUCUUUCUUGAUCG